GUCCCGUCGUGCGCCCUGAUGAGAGAUCCCGUCUGUACAUCGGCUCCCAUGGCUUACCAUCCGUUCCAGGUUCAUCGACCAGGUGCCUUCUCCCUGUCAGCCUUCCUCUCCGGGGCUCAGCCCUCCUUCUUCCCCGCGAUGACGUUCUCGGACGUGUCCUCGCCCCCGCAGCCCGCGCCGGACCAGGCUGCCUCUGACGCGGGGCUGCACGCCGCGCUCGGACGUCAAAGUCGGCCGGUGGCCCCCCGCGGCUUCACGAAGAGCCAGCAGCCGGAGCCGUGGCCGGAGGACGACCCCAAAGUCACCCUGGAGUCCAAGAAUUUAUGGAAUGAAUUUCACAAGAUGGGAACGGAAAUGGUGAUCACAAAGUCAGGAAGGAGGAUGUUUCCCCCCUUCAAAGUGCGAGUAGAUGGGCUGGACGAAGCCGCAAAGUACAUCCUGCUGAUGGACAUAGUCGCCGUCGACGACUGCCGCUACAAGUUUCACAACUCCCGCUGGAUGGUGGCAGGGAAAGCUGACCCAGAGAUGCCAAAACGCAUGUACAUCCACCCGGACAGCCCGUCCAAAGGAGAGCAGUGGAUGAGCAAGCCUGUGGCUUUCCACAAACUCAAACUCACCAAUAAUGUUUCGGAUAAGCACGGAUUUACAAUUUUGAAUUCCAUGCAUAAAUACCAGCCCAGGUUCCACAUUGUGAGAGCCAACGACAUAAUGAAGCUCCCGUACAGCACCUUCCGCACCUACGUCUUCCCCGAGACGGAGUUCAUCGCUGUCACUGCCUAUCAGAAUGAAAAGAUCACACAACUGAAAAUCGACAACAACCCGUUUGCUAAAGGAUUCAGAGACACGGGAAACGGCAGAAGAGAGAAGAGGAAUAAACAGUUCAACGUUUCUCUGCUGCACGCCAACCAAAGCAAAGCUGACCAGGACUGCGCCGAUUCUGACGACUCGUGUGAACGGCCCAGCACCAGCGAAACCCUCUAUUCACCCAGAGAGCAGCUGAGCAGCCCUCUGAUGUCUGCACCAGCCUGUCAAGAUGAAGACAAUAUCGGAAGUGAUUCUGAUGUUGAUCUGCAAGACGAUGAUGACAGUGCUCAAGCCAGCUGCACCAGGACUGAAUAUACGUCUGCUUCCACUCAGCAGAGUAAGGAUAUACUAUGGAAUAAGUGCGACUUCAAGAAAAAUGACACCAGCUGGAAUGCACCCAAAGAAAGAACUACAUUUAGAGCACCAGAUGACAGGUAUUCUAUGGAAACGGACUUCACAGAGAGGCCGAUCAAAGAUGGGCUCCUGCCCAUGAUGUUACCGCUGCGGAGCUCUUCAUCCCUCAACGCCGGUCAGCGUCAGAGUUUGGAUUUCUUAAGUGCACCCAGCCAACCUUUCAUCAAGCUUGGGGCGCCUUUGUUGUUUCAUCCUGGACAGCUUUCAGUGAAGCCUGAUGCUUUUCCCACAAUGGGUAUGGGACAUGUACUUUCCUCUUUGCCUGGAGUGAGUGACUUCGAAAAUGGAGGCCUAUCUUCUCAGAGCGUCGCCUCUUCGUCCCCCUUCAUGUUUCACCUGUCACAACAGAUGUUGGCAUCUCAGGGAAUCUCACUGUCACCUUUUGGAGGACUGUUGUCGUAUCCAUACCGCUACAUGUCGGCACCGGGUGCCAUCGCCCCAGCUCUUCCCACAUGCUCCGCAACCUCUUCGCUCACCAGAAACCAGCUUCACAGCAACUCGCGGCCUUGGUUGCGGUUCAGCCCUUAUCAGAUCCCCACACCAGCCGCCUCCAGCCAAAAUCCGCUGACGGCCAGAUUGCACGGCAGGUCACAGAACCAGCCGGAGAACAGAGGAUCAAGUCCGGUGUCUGACAGUCACAGUUCCAAAAACAAGGCCAAGCAUAAGACCUUUCUACCCAAGGCCAAUGGUAAGGGAUCCACGGAUGAACUGCGAAGCACAGCCAGUCCAUUAAGAGACCAAUGCAAACCACCUUCUGUACAAUAG
Salarias fasciatus (jewelled blenny) is the source of this 1983-nucleotide messenger RNA. RefSeq names its product T-box transcription factor TBX3-like. The record is from RefSeq and is a predicted model, not a curated record. The coding region runs from base 19 to 1983 and encodes 654 amino acids. Gene Ontology annotation, molecular function: RNA polymerase II cis-regulatory region sequence-specific DNA binding; DNA-binding transcription factor activity, RNA polymerase II-specific. Gene Ontology annotation, biological process: regulation of transcription by RNA polymerase II; cell fate specification; positive regulation of DNA-templated transcription. Gene Ontology annotation, cellular component: chromatin; nucleus. NCBI's taxonomy places the organism in Eukaryota, Metazoa, Chordata, Actinopteri, Blenniiformes, Blenniidae. The transcript is spliced from 7 exons.